AUGUCUACUCCUCAAAACCAAGCCGCGUGGUUGAACAAGGCCGACUCUCCCUUGGAAGUCCGAGACGCUCCUCUACCUACAGCCGGACCCGGAGAGAUCGUUGUAAUGAAUGCUGCCAUUGCGAUCAAUCCCGUUGACUGGCACAUGCAAGACCAUGGCAUCUUUGUCCAACAAUGGCCCACUAUCCUCGGCUGUGAUGUUGCUGGAGAAGUUUUUGAAGUCGGGUCUGGCGUCGACCGCUUCCAGAAGGGAGACCGUGUCAUUGGGCACAGUACUCCAUUCCCCAACGGAAGACCCUCAGAUGGUGCUUUUGCUUUGUACACCAUCGUCUCGGCCGACAAGGCGUCCAUCCUCCCGAACCAUAUCUCCUUCACCGAUGCAGUUGUUGUGCCUUUCGCCGUGGAGUCGGCUGUUUGCGCUUUGUCUGUCAAGGAGCCUGGUCCAUGCAUGCCUGGUGUAUUCACUCCAGCUCUCGGCCUUCCUCUUCCAAGUCUGGAAGGCCAUAUAUCCUCCAUCAAGAAGACUCUGGUUGUCUACGGUGCUUCUGCUUCCACUGGCGCUAUGGUAACCCAGCUGGCCACAGCAGCUGGCAUCACGGUCAUCGCCAUCUCAGGUAGCCACAACUUCGAUCUGGCCAAACAAUGCGGUGCAGCUCAAGUCUUCGAUCACAAGGACGCCUCGCUGGUCGAGAAAAUCGUAGCCGCUGUCAAGAACCUUAAUGCAGACUUCGUGGGCAUUUUCGACGCCAUCUCAAUCCCAGAGACCUUCGAACGCGAUCUCGAAAUUCUCAAAGCUCUCGGUGGUGGCCAUCUCGCAGGCACUCACCCUCCACCCACAGAAAACCUGCCUUCAAACAUCCAUGUCGGCAUGAUUUUUGCCUAUAGCGACAUCACAGCCCCCGUUUACAGAGAUUUCGUGACUGGUGCUCUGCAGAGUGGAAAGCUCAAGUGUCUGCCUCCUCCUACAAUGGUUGGAAAGGGGCUUGAGUAUAUCGACGAGGCUUUGAAGAUGUGCAAGGCUGGUGUCAGUGCAACGAAGCUGGUUGUUGAGUUGUGA
Molecule: messenger RNA, 1056 nt
Organism: Aureobasidium pullulans EXF-150
Lineage: Eukaryota; Fungi; Ascomycota; Dothideomycetes; Dothideales; Saccotheciaceae
Product: putative quinone oxidoreductase
Exons: 2
Coding region: 1-1056 (351 amino acids)
Molecular function (GO): oxidoreductase activity, acting on NAD(P)H
Source: RefSeq, a predicted model, not a curated record